AUGUUGGAACAUUGUAUUAAUGGUAGAAUUUUACUUCCAACAACUGGUUAUUUGGUAUUUGUUUGGCAAACUUUUGCAAUGAUUAUUGGAAAUUUUAAAAUUAUUGAUGGUAAAACAACAAUUGUUACAGGAUACAUUCAUCAGAUGAUUGAUUCAUCUGUUGAAAAAAUUGGUACAGCUGUUAAUAUUGAAGAAGAAAAAGAUGCUGAACAAAUGAACAAUUCAGAUAUUUAUCAAGAAUGUCAAGUUCGUGGAUAUUAUUAUACUGGUGUAUUUCAAGGUAUAAAAAGUUGCUCAAUAAAUAAAACUUGUGGUAAAUUUAUCUGGAAUAAUAACUGGAUAACAUUUUUGGACAGUUUAAUACAGUUGAAAAUUUUAUCAGUAAAUACAGAAAAUUUAAUUAUUCCAAGUUCGAUUGAAAAACUUGUUAUUGAUGUAAAAGCUCAUGAAGAUGAUAUUUGUAAUUUGUCUGAUGAUGAUGAUGAUGAUGAUGAUGAUGAUAAAUCAGUAUCAGCAAUUUACAAUAAAAAUUACGAUAUUGUAAUUUCAAAAGGUGUGGAAAUUAGAGGUAUUGGAACAAGUAUUAUUUCACGAAAAAAACAAUCAAAUAUAUCAUUAGAAUACUAUGAAUUUGUUGCAAACAUUGAUGAUGAAAAAAUUACACUGGAAGAAGCCAUUCGUGUAGCUACACAUUUAGCAUUGGAAAAUAAUCUUGAUAAGUUUAUUAAAAUAUUUGAAUUUCUUGAUACAAAUGACAGUGAUAAUGUUAAAGAUUUACUUUCACCAAUAAUUGUUCAAACUACCAAUGAUAAUAUUCACCUUGGAACUGAAAUUGAAAUAGUCAUUGACAAUAAUUGUCAGACUAUUAAAUCAUUAGACAAUCUUCCUCAGUCUGUUAAAAUUAUUGAAUUUAUAAAAUUAACAGACUCAAACGCCCUGAUGGCAAGUGGAAAAAAUAUAUUAUUUUCUAAUAAAAUAUCAACGAUACUUGCAAGUAUUAGAGAUGAUGGUUUUAUCUUGACAAUUGAAAAAACAAAAAAUUUAUCAAUAAUGUUGUUGAGAAAACAUGAAAAAAAAACAAUAAAAAAUGACUUAAUAGUUAUUGAAGUUGAUGAUAAUUUAUUAUGUGGAAUGUUAGGAUUAUUAACAAGCCUACGACAAGAAAAAAUUGGUGAAAAAAUUCGAGGAUUUGUAUUGCAAGAUCCAAAUGCUCCAGACUUUGAUUUAUCACAUCCUUUAUAUAAAAAUCAAUUGAAUCUUGAUUUAGUAAUGAAUGUAUUACGUCCAGGAAAUACUUGGGAUGGACCAAUUACUGAAGAUUUUAAUCAUCCUGAUUUAGUUAAAAUUAUUUAUUCAGCAAUCAACUAUCGUGAUGUUAUGGUGGCAACUAGAAAAAUUCCAAUCGAAACAAUUGCACGUAAUAAAGCUGAAGAAGAAUGUAUGCUAGGUAUUGAAUACUCUGGUGUUGAUAUUGAAAAUAAAAAAAUUAUGGGUCUCAUGACAUCACGAAGCAUCACAAAUUUAGCUAUUGUUGAUCGUAAUUUGUCUUGGAAAAUUCCAGAUAAUUGGAGUUUUGAAGAUGCAGCAACUGUACCAUGUGCAUAUGGUAUUGCAUAUUAUGCUCUUUAUAUCAAUGGAAAUAUAAAAAAAGGUGAAAAAAUAUUAAUUCAUUCUGGAUCUGGUGGUGUUGGACAAGCAGCAAUUAUCCUUGCAUUGAAUGAAAAUUGUGAAAUAUUUACAACUGUUGGAACACUAGAAAAAAGAAAAUUUAUAAAAAAUAAAUUUCCUCAAAUUCUUGAUGAUCAUAUUGGUUAUUCAAGAGAUUCAAGUUUUGAAAAUAUGAUAUUAAAAUCAACCAAAGGCAGAGGUGUUGAUAUUGUUUUAAAUUCAUCAACUGAAAAUACAUUUAAAGCAUCAAUAAAAUGUCUAGCUAAUAAAGGAAGAUUUAUUAAAAUUGGAAAUAUUAUUAUGUCAAAUGAUACAUCAAUACAAAUGACUGAUAUUUUAUCAAAAAACAUAAAUGGUUUAGAUAGUGAUGUUAUAAAGCCACUUGCAAGAAUGGUUUAUUCGAAAAAUCAAUUGGAAGAUGCAUUUCAUAAAUGUUACAUGAUCAUUGGUGGUCUUGGUGGACUAGGUUUAGAAUUAGCAAAUUGGCUUGUUCUUCGUGGUGCUAAAAAUCUUGUAAUAACAUGUCGUUCAGGCAUUAAAAAUGGAUAUCAAUUGAUGCGAAUUAAACAAUGGGAAUCAUGUGGUACAAAAGUUGUUAUAAUUUGUGAUAAAAAUGUUUGCAAUUAUGAGGAUUGUAUUGAUAUUCUCAAUGAAGCAACAAAGAUUGCACCAAUUGAUGAAUCAUUUAAAUCAAAAGCUUGGAGUACAAUUAAUCUUGAUAAAUUAACAAGAAUAAUUUGUCCAACUCUUCGAUAUUUUGUUGUAUUUUCAUCAGUUGCAUGUGGCAAAGGCAAUGAGGGACAAACAAAUUAUGGUAUGGCAAAUAGCAUUAUGGAAAGAAUAUGUGAAAUAAGAAAGAAAGAAGGAUUUCCAGCAUUGGUUAUUCAAUGGGCAGCUAUUGGUGAUGCUGGAAUUGUUGCAAGAAUGCAAAAAAAAUCUAAAAAAGAACUUGAAAUUGGUGGAACUAUUCAACAAAAAAUAUAUUCAUGUUUACAACUACUUGAUGAUUUUCUGCUGCAAUCAAAAACAAUUGUUGCAACUUCAAUUCAAUAUUUACCUAUCAAAUCAUGA
Messenger RNA from Aphidius gifuensis, 2739 nucleotides. Its product is annotated as fatty acid synthase-like. The transcript has 9 exons. NCBI's taxonomy places the organism in Eukaryota, Metazoa, Arthropoda, Insecta, Hymenoptera, Braconidae. Gene Ontology annotation, biological process: fatty acid biosynthetic process. The record is from RefSeq and is a predicted model, not a curated record. Bases 1 to 2739 code for a protein of 912 amino acids. Gene Ontology annotation, molecular function: oxidoreductase activity; fatty acid synthase activity.